This is a messenger RNA of Anneissia japonica, 5176 nucleotides long. Its product is annotated as aryl hydrocarbon receptor-like. The coding region runs from base 349 to 2769 and encodes 806 amino acids. The transcript has 9 exons. NCBI's taxonomy places the organism in Eukaryota, Metazoa, Echinodermata, Crinoidea, Comatulida, Comatulidae. The record is from RefSeq and is a predicted model, not a curated record. Gene Ontology annotation, molecular function: DNA-binding transcription factor activity, RNA polymerase II-specific; protein dimerization activity; RNA polymerase II transcription regulatory region sequence-specific DNA binding. Gene Ontology annotation, biological process: regulation of transcription by RNA polymerase II.
CCAGUUAUGUGUGCUGACCCAACCAUAGUUUUUGUUGGUCCUUUCUUUCCCUCUCAUUAUUUAUUCACGGAACAUAAUAUUUUUCAAACCCGCUUCGACUUAAAUUGAGGAGGCGUUAUGAGAAAAAGUCUUUGAUAUUGCCGAACGCCUGCCGUUGAACCAAUAAUAGUUCUUUCAAUAUUUCGGAUCUAGAAGUCUAGGCCUAAUAUAUAGACUCAACUAGGCUUCUACUGAAUUGUGUCUCGUACUCAUCGGGCGGCAAGGAUUGUCCAUCACGCUAUACCCACAACAUCAAAGUGUAGACGCUGAAAAAUCGGACAUAGUAUCACGAAUAUUACUUCGUCCACUAUGUUGACGCCACGAACUUCGGCAGGUGAUCGACGCCUAGCGGUACCUCAUUGCAGCAGGCAACCACCCCGCGGAGGUGUCGCUUCUGCCCGCCACGGGACCAGCAAAAUUGAUCCAAGUUUUAAAUCAAAGCGAUACAGGGAUAAGCUCCGUGAACAGAUAAAGGCCCUGGAAACAUUACUGCCUAUUGACAAGGCAACCUUGCACAGAAAACUUGAUAGUCAGACUGUUUUUCGCCUAGUCAUUUCAUACUUUCGAACAAAGAUAUUCUUUGACGCUGCUGGUCUCACCACGUUACCAGACCCAGAGACAUCACUACAAGAUGGCACCCUAAAUACUCCACUGGACCAUCCACAUCAGUCAAACGAAUGGCCAGAGAACACAUGUAGGACAACCGAAUUAAAUGAAGACAUGGAGAGGCACCUAUCGUUAGAGUCUUUGGAUGGGUUCUUAGUGGUGGUGACUUCAGACGGUACCAUAUUAUAUACCACAGACAACAUCUCAUCUCAUCUAGGAUUCAACCAGGUGGAUCUUGUGCACAGGUGCCUCUAUGGCAUUGUCCAUCCAGAUGAUCACCAUGAACUAAAAGUCGUUCUGGAACACAGUCUGUCAAAUACUGCUACACAGAAAGAUUCUGUACAUAAAAAUAUCUUGCAAAGUGGUAAAUGCAAAGAUAAGGGUAAUCAGAGCAGGAAGGUUUCUUUCCUAUGUCGUAUGAAAUGCUACAAUGGAACGAGUACAGGCUUUGUUAAAAUGCAUUGUUCUGGAAAAAUGAGGCACUUUCCCAACCUGAUCAAGUCCACAUCCAAAGUGCCCUCUAUGGUCCUGUUUGCUGUUUUUCGGCCGUUUGUGUCAGUUGCAGCAGAGGCAGAUAUUGACGUAAAACAGAGUGCAUUCUGGACAAAACAUGAAUUGGAUUUAAAAAUCAAAUCUGUUGAUAUGAGGGGGAGUGAAUUACUAAGCUACAAGCCUGGUACAUUGGAGUCUAGAUCGUUCUAUGACCUUAUCCAUCCUGAUGACCUUGCUGCUGUCUUUGUUUGCCAUAAAACAUUGGUGGACACAAAUGAAAUCCAUACUCUUUAUUUCCGGAUGUUGAAGUACAAUGGAACAUGGAUUUGGAUGCACACUCGAGGAAAGGUUAUCAUGAAAAACUCAAGAAAAUGUGGAAUAAUGCUAACCCACUGCCCAAUCAGGGAAGAAGAUAGUUUGUAUCUACAGCAAGAGGCAGAGGCAAGAAAGCGUUAUGGAAACGAGGAAUACUUCAGACUGAUAAUGCCGCCACAGACCCCAAUCGAAUGCCAGCCUCUUUCCUUGUGCCAAAUGGAAAGCUCAUAUAAACGUCGCUGGGUUAGCAGCGAUACUUACCUGAAUGCCAGCCAAGCAUCCACUCGCCAGACCACUGAUGAAUACGGUUUGUCUCUGCACAGUCCACACGGAAGCUGUCCUUCAAGUUUGCACCAGACUGAUCGUCACUCCCCUGUUUAUCCAUCAACCUUUGCACCGCAUCGUUACCAGAAAGCUGCACAGGAUGUUUUGCAUAAGCAGAAUACUUACCAAAAUGCUGAAAAAAUCACGCCACAAAUGAACUUAUACACUCCAAUACAAAGAACACAGACGGAGAUUUACUCGCAGAACAGCCAUGCAGAGAACCAGAUUAACAUGUACCAAAUGCUGUCACAUCUUCCUCCAGAUAUGUACGACAUGGAGUUCUGUCGGCGGCAGGGGUUAACUGCUCUAGCCUCGGAACCCACAAUGCAACAGAUGCAGUACCAGAUGCCACUAACACCACAGAUGUCACCCGAAAGUUACUUCCCUCAGGUUGCAUGCAAUGAGCAGGUCGUUCCAUGCUCAAACAUUCCACCCUCUCCACCUCCGUCACCAGUAACGGAUGUUAAGCCACCUCCAUCAUGUAUGUUUGCAAACGCUUCACGUGACAUGCAAGAAACUACUCAAAGUAUAUCUGAACCAUCACCUGGUGAACUCCCCAUGUGGGAAAAUGGAAUGUAUCACAGUUAUUCAGCAGGUUACCAAGGACAAUCUCUGAUGGACUACCAACAAAUGUACGAUAGUUCAAUAUACGCAUCCCAUCAUCCAAUCACUUUCAACAGACAAGGACUGAACAUUGAUGUGCGUCCAACACAUAUUGUUCCUGUUAAGGAUCAUGUGAUUUACUUUGGAGAAAUCAACAACAAUGGUGUGAUAAACCCAGCCUGUUUACACGGUGGUGAUCAGACUUUCCCGUACGCAAGGAUGGACACCACGAAUCCAAGCAUUUCACAAAAAUUCCUGAGCUGUUAUGUGAAAGAGAUGGAACUGCAGCAGUACAAACAAGCAGAAUUUGACCGCUCCUCUCCUUUACCACCUAUUGGCAGUUUCCUGGAAUUUCUAAAUGAUGAACUUUUAAUACCAUUGAUUAAUUAAUUUCAAUUACUGUAUUAGACAAUUCUAUAGGUCCAGGUUCUGGACAUUCCAUUGCAGUUACUAAAUGACAAACAUUGCAUACUAGUAAUUUUAAUUAUUAGAUGAUCCUCAGGACAUUCCAUUACAUCCAUUGCGUAGUAAAUUUCUGGUCCUGUCUACAUAUUAUCUAAACUCAGCAUGCAUUGAAUUACAGGUGGUUAUGCAAAUAGCUACUUAGUUUUUUAUUAAUUUAUUCACAAACAGAUAGGCGAAUAAUAUUAUCGAAUAAUCAUUAAAAUAUACAUAACCAAACCGAAAUAUAUGCUUUAGUGAAGAGAAUGAAAAUUUCAUCCAUUAUAUUAUAAAAUUGAAUUUACUCUAUUUUAUCAAUUAAAAUAGUGUUGUACACAGUGGUAUAUCUACAGGUGGGAAGGGGAUUGACGAUGGAAAUUUGCUAACCUAAAAACUACAAUUAAAUAUUUCAAAAUCACCUCAUACCGCCAGCUAAUGUCCCUCACUGAAUCAUCAAACCAGAACCCCCUACUUAAUCUUUAUCCCCAUCCCACAAUUGGCCCUAGCUCCCCAUGACAAUACUUCUAGAUACGCCACUGGUGAUACAAUACUGCAUUUAUAUCUUAGAUUGCAUUAGCAGAUGUUUUUAACGAUACACCUAUCAAAAUAAGGGUUUAAAUGGAGACUGUCUGGUGGCACUGAAUCUUGUUAUCAAACUAUAAUAGAUUCAGAUUUAAAUGUUGCUGCUGUAUGUGCAAUUUUCAAAACAAAUACUUUAUGUUCAUUUAUUUAUUUUAUGUGUGAUCAUUUAGGUUCUGCCCUCACAAUCAAGUUUUGUGUGACAAAUAAAUUUAAUAUGCCCAUAUUUGGGUAUAAUAUGACAUCAUCAUGCCUAUGUAUGGACACAUCACACACAUUUGUCACAUAAAAUUUUGUAGUGUGUACGGAGCUUUAGCUUAUGUAAACUUAUAUUUUUAAAUUGUAACAAUGCCUAUUUGUAAUGGCAGCAAAAUGAUUAUUUACUUGACCUGUUUACUUUGUUUACAGGUCAACUGUUUAUGUAAUAACAAUAAUUUAAUAUAUGCCUAAUAAUUUCGACAAGGUAAACACAUUCCAACAAAAGAUUUAUCUGCUAUCGGAACACCCAUGAUCAGGGCCACCAAGAGGGGAAACUGUACCAGGGCAAGGGUUGGUGUGGGACCCCAGUUACGAGAGCAAAGCGUGAGAAUGAUUGCGCUGAAGUCACAAUUUUUUGAGGGGGCCCUGUCAAACUGGUGGGGCCCAUUAUUAGGGGACCCAUGCCAUUAUUGAGGGCCCACGAUAGUAAUUAUUAUUUUUGAAAAAAAUAUGGGAAAAACAAAUGCUACCUGCAAUUUCUAUGGGCCCCCUGGUAAGCUUGGGCCCCGGGAAUCUUUUCCUCCUGCCCCCACUCUUGGUGGCCCUGCCCAUGAUACAGUACAUCACUUCUAAAUUCUAAAUACUGUAGGUUAAUUUUAUACACAUUCAUGAUUUAAUUUCUUAAAUACCAACAAAAAAUCUUUAAUAAACAUUUGAACAUAAUUUUAAUUGGUACUUGUAUACAAUAGUUACUGUAGGGGAGAGAAUGUGGCACAGCAAUUUCCAUUCUUGUUCUAAGCCUUGUGGUUGGGAGUUCAAACCACAUGCUAACCAUUCUCUGCUUUCUUGCACACUUAUGGGCUGUAAAGUGGUCCAUGCAAUAUUCCAUAGGCAAGCAUUUCUUACAAAGGCAAAUAUAUCUGUCAAAUAUAUAAGUUAUAAGUGAUAUCCCCUUACAUAGAAGUGGCUCAGCCAGGGCCUAGUCUUUAAAUGAAAGCAAAUUUAAGAAAUAGAAUUCUCAAGGACCUUUUUGUUUACUGCAAAACACUUUUUUUAUGUUUGGUAAACAAAAUUAAAGAAUUUUUGUUUAUCAGCUAGAUGAGAAGGAAAAGAAUACAAUAACCUUAAUGAAUGUGGUCAGAUCAUCAGACAGCAAGAAAUCUUGGCAACAACACCUUCUUUAUCAAUUCAAUCAUAGUACAGUAAGUUUUUUAAAUAAUAGGCCUAGGCAAUGACUGCGAACUUGAACUAAAAUUGACGUCCAUUUAAAUAGAAAAGAGUUCAGAUAUUAUUGGUAGUGCAAUAGAAGUGUUAUGGCCUUUGACUUUUAAAAUAUUCUUUUUUUUUCAAAGAAUAUUGUACGUUCCUAUUGGAUUUAACAGAUUUUGUUUUAUCAAUUCAGCAAUUGUAAAUAUUUGAGCUGUCCGUGGAGGAGUGUUCUUAUUUAUUGAAAAAAUGAUUUGCUUAAAUUGACUGUAAAUAUUUACUUCCUUCAACUUAUUUAUUGAACAAAUGAGAAAUGUCAGUGUGUAUAAAGUACCGUAGACAUUGGAACCGAAUAAAAGAGUGGGAAAGUCAA